AGAUCUAGUAGAUUGGGUUCCAAGGGUUGGGCUAUCACCUUCAUUAACAAUACAGACAAAAGCAUAUUUACUGGGCUGGUUGAUCUUUUGGAGCCAUUAGGAGUAGAUCUUCCUGCACAGUUGCUCCAUCAUCGACAAAAUGAGGUGGAGAAAAGGAGGAGAAAGCGUAUGCUACAAGACAAAACUCCAAAAGUCAAUUAUCAUAAAAAGGAGUCCUUGCUUAGUCUUAUUCAAAGCAGUAGCAAGCGGAAACACUAAUCAUUUCAAUAUUAAUCAUAAUUCUGAUGGAAUCAUAAAGUGUCUAUUUCAUUCCCAACAAUUGUUCUACUUCUAUCAUGAUUUUAUAUAACUUUACGUCAAUCUUUUUUCUUUCUCUAUCGCUCCUUUAUCAGCUCUACUCUCAGUGUCUCUCAGCUAUAAGAGUGUGACCUCGUUACUGUUCCGUGUCACCUCUUUACACGAAUCUGAUUUGGCGGGGCUUAGCGGCGAUCACGCGAGUUUGGCGGGUAAAUUCAAAAGUGCUAAUUGUCGUAGUAGUUUUAUAGACAGUCACCGUCUCACCAUUUUUAAUAGUAGCCUAGCUCUGGCCCUCCUUUUCACUCGCUAUCUCUCUCCUGCCUUCGAUAUAACAUGAAUUCAGCAGCUACUAAUAUCGUCGUGACAGCUCCAAGCCUGUCUCCAGUCGGGACCUUUCCACACUUGACCUUUAAGUAUUCUCCAGCCCCGGGAACUCUCCAUCAUACUCCCAUCGCCGCUGGCUAUCAUUUCUCUCCUUACUCCUUCCCUCCUAUCUAUCUGGACACCAAGCCAGACUCCUUUAGCCCUGUCUUUCUACAGCAGCAACCCACCAAUGGAGGGAGCUCUUCUGACGAGGAGAAGCAGCAAAAUGGCAGUACCCCUGACCUCAUCGCUACUCCUCCAGCGCUUGCAGUUGGACCUGCCAUUUAUGCACCUUCUUCAGCACCAGUCCCUCCUUCUGCUACUGAUAAACCAGCUAAACACAAGGAGCAACUCGUUCCUUCAGCCGUCCUCACGGAGAAUCAGCUCUGGAAAGCUUUUGAUACUGCUGGGAACGAGAUGAUAGUGACUAAGCCAGGAAGGCUUCUCUUUCCAACCAUCUUAGUAACAGUCAGUGGCCUUGUCCCCACUAUCCAGUACUCUAUCAUGGUCCGAUUUGUGUCUGCCGAUAAAUAUAGACACAAAUACAUCACUGGUCAAUGGACUGCGGUCGGUGAGUCUGACAUCAUUCAUGAUGAGUCUAAGAUGCUCUUUAUUCAUCCGUCCUCACCUUGCUAUGGAGAGAUGUGGAUCAAGAAGCCGAUUAGUUUCAAAUCCAUUAAGAUCACUCAUCACAGUGAAAGCCAAAAUGGCAAUAUUCUGCUCCACACUAUGCAUAAGUACAGGAUUGAGGUAGUUGUCCAGCCUCACAAUGAUCAGUUAGGAGAAAUAGUCUUUCCACUGGCUCACUCAGAGUUUAUUGCAGUCACAUCAUACCAAAGCAGUGCUAUUACCAAGCUCAAAGUUGACAACAACCCAUUUGCAAAAGGUUUCAGGGACAGGGAGACCUUCAUAUCUCCAUACAGCCAAAGCUAUGCCCCAUUCCUCCCACCCUACACUCCAUUUGUCCACCCACUAUGGGCCAAUGUAACCAAUACACCAUCAGGAAUGUACCCAAACCCUCUUGCUCCAGUAGCCACAGUACCACCUACUCCUCAGAUAUUCUCAACUAGCAUGACAACUACAACUGUAUUGACACCAACCAGUAGUGUUCAGCCAUUGUUCCCUCCUUCUUCAACUGUUUUUCCAGUUGGGGCUUCAGCCCAGUCUUCUAUAGAUAAUGGAGCUACAGUCUUGGAGGUUGAUACUCCUCCAUCUGAUCUUCAGUCCCGGUCUUCAUCUACCAGUUCUAAAACUGAAGAUGAGGAAGAGUAUGAAAUUAUUGUUAAAGAAGAUGAUGAUGACAUUGUCGAUGAUGAUUAGCUUUAAAUGUACAUUUUCUCAACAAACUAUUAUAAUCAGCUUAUUUUCACUUAUAACCUCCACACUAAUCUAUAUAUUAGCUACUGAACCAACUGAUCUUUAACUUACACUUCUUUAACAUUAUCUCAGAUAAAUAUAUCUAUAUUAUAUAUAUCAUGCAUUUUAGCUGCUGUACAAUUGACAAGUUACUUGAUUGUGUUAUAGAAAUUAACCUAUUAUCAAU
Molecule: messenger RNA, 2203 nt
Organism: Amphimedon queenslandica
Lineage: Eukaryota; Metazoa; Porifera; Demospongiae; Haplosclerida; Niphatidae
Source: RefSeq, a predicted model, not a curated record